Molecule: messenger RNA, 2184 nt
Organism: Aegilops tauschii subsp. strangulata
Lineage: Eukaryota; Viridiplantae; Streptophyta; Magnoliopsida; Poales; Poaceae
Product: RNA polymerase sigma factor sigF, chloroplastic
Biological process (GO): DNA-templated transcription initiation; regulation of DNA-templated transcription
Molecular function (GO): DNA-binding transcription factor activity
Source: RefSeq, a predicted model, not a curated record
ACCAUAUCACUCACUGUCUCACUCAAUCAGUCGGCCGCUGUUGCUCCCUGCUCUGCUCUGCUGGAGUAGGAGCAUGGGAAGUAGGAGUAGGUAGGUGGUAAAAGGGGAGGGAAUCAUCAUCGCUGAUCCCUCAUCUAGUGAACACGAUCUCCCUCACCAAUCAAAACACCUCUGAUGAAAACGGAUAGGACAGGAGGAGGAGGAGGGCACUGAACCAGACAGACACCUGUGACUGUGAGCUGCUGCUUCUUCUUCUUCUUCCCCGGACAUGAAUUCCAGCCGGAGCCUGCUCUCGUCGCCGCUCUUCCCCACCUCCUCUCCAAACUUCAGGUCCUCCCCAUCCCCCUCCCGCGCAUCAGUUCCGAUGAUACACGACAGCACGGGCAGAGCAUCCACGGCGUGCCACUACUCGCCCUCGCUCGUGGCCGAGGAGCAGCAGGCCCAUGGCUCUGUGGCUUUGAAGGGCGAGAAGGCCUUGCUGGAGUUCCUGCUGGACAUGGCCUUGGAGCAGCACACGGAAGGGAAGACUUUCAAAGGCGAAGACGGGGCAGAGGGCGAGUUCGAGAGCUAUCUGCGAGGCCUGCAGCGGCAAGUCAUUUACCAGCAGGCCUUUGGUCAAAAGAACAACUUUACCUCUGCAAUCACUUCAACUUCAACGCCAUCGGCAAAAUCAGUUCCAACUUUGGAUCUUAAGACAACCUCGGCAACCUUGAUGAAGGAGGUGGCCUUUUUGGCAGAUGGAUCAAGCCCUUCAACCACCCAGCUGAAUGUACCACCAACGCUUGCAACCAGUGUGGAGUCCACCCACCCGUACGAGAAGCUGCUGAGCAAUGGGCAAGUGUUUAUUCGGUCUACACGGUUGCUCGAGAGGAGAUCCAAGAAGCGGAAUGUUCCUCAGGCAUCAACAAGCAGUACUGAUGUUGUGCAGUGCAGUGUUGCUGAUUCAAAGAAGAAAGAGAAGCCAAAGAAGUAUGGCAGGGUUCUCGGUCCAGAUGAACCCUUCAGGUUGUUCCUACGAGACCGCGAGACGACAGAGUUCUUGACGGCAAAGGAAGAGAGACACCUGUUCAGUCAAAUACAGAACCUUAUGAAACUAGAGGAGGCUCAGCGUAGGCUAGAAGCACAGUGUGGCCGCGAGCCGACGCUUCCGGAGUGGGCUCAGGCCGUAGGAAUGAGCUGCAAGGAACUGCAGUCGUCCAUACACAUGGGAAGGCGCUGCAGGGAGAAGAUGGCCCGCUCCAACUUCCGCCUUGUGAUACACGUAGCUAGGAAAUACCAGGGAUAUGGCCUUGACAUUGAGGACCUAGUUCAGGACGGAUGCUGUGGGUUGAUGAAAACCUUCGAGAAAUUCAAUCCAAGCAAGGGAUGCAGGUUCCCCACGUAUGCGUACUGGUGGAUACGCCAAGCGAUCAAAAAGUCUAUCUUCAAGCAUUCGAGACUGAUUCGGUUGCCGGAGAGUGUGUAUGCACGUCUGAAAAAGGUGGGGAAAGCAAGGCUGGAGUGCAUCUUAGAAGGGGAGCAGCCUACUAACCAAAAUGUAGCUAGGCGUGCGGGCAUCACGAUCGAGAAGCUGGCGAAACUCAAAGCGAAGACCAGAAAGCCACGAUCAAUGCAGGAUCAAGUCUGGUCCAACGACGCUGUCACCUUCCAGGAGAUCACGGAGGACCCGAACAUCGAUCCGCCGGACCUGGUGGUGGACAGGAUUAUGAUGAGGCAGCAGGUGCGCGAGUUCCUGGGCAUCCUGACCACGAGGGAGAAGGAGAUCAUCGAGCACCGGUUCGGGAUCUACGACGGCGAGCCCAAGACGCUCCACGUGAUCGGGGACAUGUACGGCCUGUCCAAGGAGCGGAUCCGGCAGCUCCAGAACCGGGCGCUGGACAAGCUCAAGAGGAGCGUGUCCACGCAGGGGUUCCACGUCUACUUGGACCUGCUGACCUCCAACGGCUAGCUAGGCAGCGCCUCGUUUGCUCUCGGCUCAAUUGUUCAUUCAUACAAAAGGGAACACACAUGUAUGUAUGUAUGUAUGUAUGUAGCCUAAGAAGCUAGAACCCCACUGACAUGUGCAAGCCUCCUAGCUAGAGCUGAAGCAGAAAACACACAACACACACUUUCAGAGUUUCAGUGCCAUGUUUUUUUGCAGAGUGUAAGUAAUUAAAAAUUUCGCAGCAAAUUAAGAUGGUGGUA